Molecule: messenger RNA, 219 nt
Organism: Gloeophyllum trabeum ATCC 11539
Lineage: Eukaryota; Fungi; Basidiomycota; Agaricomycetes; Gloeophyllales; Gloeophyllaceae
Exons: 2
Coding region: 1-219 (72 amino acids)
Source: RefSeq, a predicted model, not a curated record
AUGUCGAAGGUCAUCAGCCCUGGACCGCGUCAAGCCAACGGUGUCGAGAAGCUCACCACUAUCUGGGCCGAAAACCACCGCUGGAUGAAGAACUCCACUUGCAGCGUGUGGUCGGAGACCCACAAGAAGGUCGCUGUUUACGAGUGUUUGAUUGACCACGUCAGUAACAGCACUAACGAGGUAGGCCCCUCAUACCACGUCCUGAUUGAACGGGCCUAA